AACUUUGGCGGUUUAUAAAAUUGCCCAAAGAAAAGGCAUUUGAGCAAAGGGGUAAAAAUAAAACAAAACAAUUUAAGUGUUUUCAAAAAAUCAACAAACUCAUAUAUGCAGCUAUAUAUAUAUAAAAAUAAUAAAAAACAUUAAUUUAUUUCUUACUAUAUAAUUAUUGUUGUACUAAGUCAGUGAGAAAAAAACCAUAAAAGAAAAAUUCACACGAAAACUAAAACAAAAUGCAUAUUUAUUAAAAAUAAGCAAAGGUUGUGCAAAAAAACACAUUAAAAAGCAACAUUAUUAUUGUAAAAAUUAACUAAAUACGGCAAUUGUUAUUAAAUGUGCAAAAUUCAGCAAAACACAUUGAUACAAACCUCAGAAAACACAAGCCAAGAUCUGAAAACGGAUGUCAACUGGAAUGACAAAUUUUGAAAAAAUAAAGAAAGAUGAACCGAUCACCGAUCAAACGGAAACAAAACACUCAACAACAAGAAGUACAAAAUGUUAAAUAUGUAUCCAUAAUUUACAAUUACGUUUUAUAUUAUUUAAUUUAAACGCUUACUCAACGGAAAAUAGCUAACUAUUAUUACAAUCGUCCUCACACACAAUAAAACUAGCUCAAAGGCGAAAUUAUUACUUUAGCUAAAAUAAAAUUCACCUUUUGCUAUUUUUCUUUCCUUUAUUAUUUCACAUCGAAAUAAACAAAAUGGUUAAAAUAGCCGCAUAUACUCAUAUUAAAUUGAAAAGAAAUGUGUCAUUACAGAAAUGGAAAAAUGAAAAUAGUAAUAUAAAUGAUAUAUUUAUUCAUAUAAAUGUAUUUGAAAAUGUGAACAAAAAAGAAUACCAACAAUAAAACACAAUUUAAUAAACAAUGUGAAAGAUUCGAGUCUGCGAUUCUUUGAUAUAUUUAUAAGCAUUAUAGCAGGCUUAUUAUAAAAUACAAAACAGGAAAACACUAUCAAAAUGGACGAGCUAAUGAGGCAAAAAUUGCCAGCUGAUGACAAUAAUGAGAAGCAGGAACUAACCUGCAGUGUGUUGUUUACAAACCCAAAGUUCAAUCCCCAGAAACCUUGCUCUGGCGAUGAAUUGAACUCGGUGACGCGGCUGGUUUCCAAAACCGAAGAUCUCGAACUGGAUCGGGUCUUUAACGGAUUUUCAAAGGACGGUUCGACAAGGUCUCUGAAUCGAUCUCUCUUCGAAUUUGGUCAUAAUUUCGAGGAUGUUGAGGGCUGGCUAAAAAUGGAGCAGCCGCCAAAGGAUCACCUCGGAUCGGUCCUUCGCUAUAUGAUACAAAAUCAUCUGAAGACCACUGUGCAAAUAGAUAUCAACAAAAUGUACUUUAACUGUCACUUCAUUGUUCUCCAGGUCUACUCCCGAUUCUUCAGCGAGCUGAAGCAGAUUCCCCUGCUGGUGACUCUUCCCGAGGAUCUGGUCUCCCAGAAGGCCUUUAUGCUCAUCUACAAAUGGAUGCUGAGCGAUGACCCCGUCCUGGAUCGUCGCUAUAUUGUGGAGAUCUUUGUAGCAGCAACUUAUCUGAGGAUUGGCGAUCUGCAGGCCCAUUGUUGGCAGUAUUUCGAUGAUCCGCAAUACUAUGACGAGGAUUCGGCUUGUAUGCUGUAUGUAGAAACGCACUACCAUCCCGCCUUGGAUGUGGUUCGUAAUGUGAUGCUGACCAGAAUCAACAAGUUUUUGCUUACCUUUGUGGCUACAAAAGAUUUUUUGGACUUGCCCUUAUCCCACUUGAUGUUCUUGCUCAGUUCCGAUAGAAUCUGUGUAAAUACGGAGAUUGAGGUAUUUUUUAUAGUUGUUCGAUGGCUGGGUCACGAUUGGAGCAAGAGAAGUGCGCAUGCGCAGCGCCUAGUGACCUGUAUUCGGUUCUCUCUGAUGCCGCUGUGGUAUCUUCUAUAUGUGCGGCGCGAGGAAGUACACCAGUUGGUAAAGGAACUGAUUUCCCUACCGGAAGUGGACCAUGAAAUCAACGAAUCCAUUUCGAAAAUUACGUCGCGAAUGUAUGAAGAAAAAAUUGCUGCCAUGGAGGGCAAUGACACCCUGGCUGAGGAAUACAUCACAGAAUCAAAACCUCAGCCCCAUCGCACCUGGAUAUACGAUUUAAAGUGCAGCUAUUACCACUGUGUGGGUUGCCCCAAUACCCGUGAAAUCCGUUUCAGUCACUUUGAGGAUUACCUAACCGAACUACAGCAGUGUUCUCUAGAUCACUGGUCUAAAGUGGAGUUUGUGGAUCCUUAUACAAAAACAAAUUGUUGUUGCCCAAAGAAGAAAAUAAUGGAAUAUUCAUUAUCAGACACGAGUAAUUGA
Molecule: messenger RNA, 2307 nt
Organism: Drosophila suzukii
Lineage: Eukaryota; Metazoa; Arthropoda; Insecta; Diptera; Drosophilidae
Product: kelch-like protein 6
Source: RefSeq, a predicted model, not a curated record